This is a messenger RNA of Cryptotermes secundus, 6084 nucleotides long. It is a transcript of the gene sima, whose product is annotated as protein similar. Gene Ontology annotation, molecular function: RNA polymerase II transcription regulatory region sequence-specific DNA binding; protein dimerization activity; DNA-binding transcription factor activity, RNA polymerase II-specific. The record is from RefSeq and is a predicted model, not a curated record. The transcript has 13 exons. Gene Ontology annotation, biological process: regulation of transcription by RNA polymerase II; cellular response to hypoxia. Gene Ontology annotation, cellular component: transcription regulator complex; nucleus; cytoplasm. NCBI's taxonomy places the organism in Eukaryota, Metazoa, Arthropoda, Insecta, Blattodea, Kalotermitidae. The coding region runs from base 443 to 3418 and encodes 991 amino acids.
ACGGUCAAGUUUUCCCUUCUCAUCAGCGUGCAGACGGGCUCUGGGGCCCAAUCCGUACCGGAAGCGUUUUUCCUCAGGGUUAAUGUGGUCAAGGCAUGAAGUUGACUCACUUCUAUCUGGUUCCUGGGUUAAAUAUCCGUGAAGCUGUACCUUCUCUCCCCUAUAUCUCUUCAUAAGGAAGAAUUUUCUUUAGCCGUGGAAGUGAUCACCGUUGGAUAUUAUUACAUCGGAAUCUGUAAUUGGUUGUCAUUUCUUUUGAAAAUAGUGUUUCGUAACAAACGGGGAGUUCAAGACUGUGAACUGUCAACACGUUCUCCAUGACAAAAGAAAAGAGCGGAUAAGAAGAAACACUGAAAAACGCAAAGAGAAGUCACGUGAUGCAGCCCGAUGCCGUCGCAGUCGAGAGACGGAGAUCUUCACAGAUCUGGCACAGGCUUUGCCCAUGCCUCACACUACUAUAUCGCAACUAGACAAGGCAUCCAUCAUGCGACUGGCUAUUUCCUUCCUCAAAGUUCGCAGUCUUUUGAACCGGCUUCCAGAGUCUUGCAAGGCAAAGCUGGAUUCAACAAAUGACCCGUUGUUUUUAAGGGCACUAGAAGGUUUUCUGCUGGUAGUAUCAGCAGAUGGAGAUAUGAUAUUCCUUUCAGAGAAUAUCAGUGAAUAUCUUGGGAUUACUCAGAUUGAUUUGAUGGGUCACAGUAUUUAUGAAUUCAGUCAUCCAUGUGACCAUGAUGAGAUCAGAGACAUCCUGUCAAUCAAGUCGCCACUGCUGCCUGUUAUUCCUCGUUCUUUUUUUAUCCGUAUGAAAUGCACAUUGACUAGCAAGGGCAGGAAUGUGAAUCUUAAAUCAGCAACGUACAAGGUGAUUCACUGUACUGGUCAUGUCCUCACAUCACCUUCUUCAUGUAAGAAGGAAAUAAAAACAGACUGUGGGGCUGAAAGUGACACCAAUAACAAUAAACAGCAGCAGCAACAGCAGCACUGCCUAGUGGCAAUUGGAGAACCAAUUCCACAUCCCUCAAACAUAGAGAUACCACUGGAUCAUCAAACAUUCCUCAGCAAACAUAACUUGGAUAUGAAAUUCACAUAUGCUGAUGACAGAAUUGGAGAAUUUCUUGGUUACAACCCGGACGAACUGCUCGGGAAAUCAGUGUAUGAGUAUCACCAUGCUUUGGACAGUGAAGCUGUAGAGAAAGGCUUCAAAAGCUUGUUCUCGAAAGGACAGUGUGAGACUGGAAUAUACCGCUUCCUGGCGAAGAAUGGUGGUUAUGUAUGGGUUCUGACCCAGGCAACGCUUAUCUACGGCAGCAAGACUGGCCAGAAGCCACACAGCGUUGUCUGUGUCAAUUUUGUUGUCAGUGGAAUUGAACAUAAAGAUGAGGUAUACUCAUGCAUUCAGCUGACACCUGGUGAGCAACUGGUGGAGUCUGAUGUGGAGCCUGAUGUGAAGCCUGUUGUCUUGCCGGCUGUAGUGUCACGCCCACAGGUGGUUACUACCAAGAUUUUUGCCCAAGCAUCGCCUACACCUCUUCAUAUCAUUGCUCCCACCCCCUCUCCAACUUCUUCCUCUCCCACCCCUGCUUCUGAUCCAAUUUCUGCAAGUUCCACCCAUGAAACAAAAUUACCUACAUUCUCCUCAAAUACAGGACCUCAUACUGUCACAAGUAAAUUAUUUGGACUUGCUUCAUCUUCUGUGCCCUUAACACAGACUCCCACACCAGUCCCCAGUCCAGCCAAGACAGCACAGAUAUCAGAUUCUUCUCCACCCCUGCUUAUCCCUCUUUCAUCAGCAUUCUCACGCCCACAGGCUGCUACUUCAAAGAUAUUUGCACCCAGGACAGAGGAAAUGAACAAAGGCUUCCUUAUGUUUUCAGAAGAGGAACCAGGCCUAACAAUGCUCAAGGAUGAACCAGAGGACUUGACACACCUGGCCCCAACUGCUGGAGAUGUGGAUGUUCCUCUUGAAACCACCUGCUUCAUGUCAGACAUGUUUGAUGACUUUAUACUUUCUGACACUUAUUGCCCUCUUCUAACAGAAGACUUGAACACAUUGAGUGAUUCUCAGUCCAGUCAUUCAAGUUCUAAUAAAGGCGAGGGCAGCAACAGCAAUGACCCUUUCUUCUCUUACCGCGAUGAGACCUCCUCUUCUGGUGGAUCUCCCAGCUCUCAUCUUCAUUCACCAGCCCUUUCAAAGAGUCCUGGCGACUGUAGUUUGCCUUCAUUAUGUAGUCCAGGAGACCCUGGGGAUGACAAUAACAUGACUCCUUUCUUGUCCCUGCAUCUGGAUAGUACUAGCAUGUCAGACGGGGAUGAAGAUAUGAGCAUGCGUGCACCAUACAUCCCAAUGGGGGUGGGAGAUGACUAUCCCCUACUCACAUCCACGGAUCUUAUGUGGGGUGCUCUCCCAGACAAGCCACCUUCAAGUAAAACCAACAGUUCCAGUAAAAGCAGUAGUUGGUGCACAACACCAACUGCAGCUGUUACGAAGACAAACCUAGGCUCAAGUCUUGCACAGCUGUUGUGUGCUGAUAGUCCUGGACAGCGUUCUAGUCGACCGCUGCCCAUGAAAUGUAAUGACCAUGGAGGAGGCCUGAUGGAUCCUAGUGAUGUACUUGGUCAAGUUAUCAGGGAACAUAGAACAGCAUCUUCAGGUAGUGUGGAGUGGAUUGCCAUUCCAGGGCUGCCUCCCCAGCACAUACUGCCCCUGAAGGGGGGUGGUCCCAUAUCAUCUACGGCAGGCAUAAAGGGCGCAGGACCUGCAGAACGACCUUGCAAGCGUUCAUGUACUCCCACUACAGAUGAUCAGUACACUUCUGCAAUCAUCAAAAGAACUAAGAGCGAAUUGAAGGCUACCCAGAAACUGCCAUCCCAGCUGCUACAACAGCUGAUCCAGACAAGUGGUCCCCAGCAAGUAUACUCCAGGGGACCACGGGGUGACUCAGUGUGGGUUCUAGAUGGAGGGGGGACACAUAAUGGCAGUAAACAGCAGCAGCAGCAACAACAGAAACAGCCACCUCCAACACCCAGUGACAGCGUUCUCAUGAAUUUACUGGUUAGUGGUUGUGAUGGAAAUCCUCGGAAAAAGAAAGGUGGAGGACCAAACUUACAAGACUCAGCAAAAGAUGGCAGUUUGCAGCACUGUAAAAGUGCAUGUGUGCAGGAUGUUUCAAAGGUGGUUCUGAGUGAUACAGGGACAUGCAUAUUACCACCACCAGUUGAUGACGGCAUUGCACAGCGCAAAGCCAGUAUACGGAAGAACUCCUUCUCCCUGCUUGACCCAGAAGGAACCACCAUACCAUCAUUGAUUGACCUGAGUCAGCGUGACUAUGAUGUGAAUGCUCCUGUUAGCUCUGGCUUACUACAAGGGCAUGAUCUACUAAAGGCACUUGAGACUAGUUCAAAUACUCUUGUGGAUUAGUAAUGUUCUCAGCUCAGAGGCAGUGUCAGUGAGAGCAUUCGUAGCUGCAGGAUGUGUCCAUGAUUUCAGUUCUUACCAGUGUCUUUUGCCACCAGUAAACAAUUUGCUACUUAGCUUGCAUUGAUUUUAAGAUUGACUGCAGUGAGGACCUUUCGUAAAGGUGAAUGAUUUAUUCUUCAGCGAUAAGUCAUGGUAUUCUUACAUCAUCUGUAUUGCAGCAUUAUCUUGCAUAUGAUUCAAAUAUUUGACCAUGUUUCUGUCCUUUAUGCAACACUUUCAUUUAUGUUCUGAAAAUAUGGGGAUUUUUUGUGACCAUUCACAAUGUCGCUAUGACAUGUUGUGGUCAUCAUUCAACCAUCAUCAGGUAUGUCUGUGCAGUUAUUUGAGCUGGUACACUGUAUAUGAUUGAGGAAAUUGGCAUUAGAAUUAAUAUAAAUUGAAAUAAUCUGUUGUAGUUUAAAAUCAGUUCAUAUUAUAGUAAAAUCAAAAUUAAUACUAAUGGUAAUGCUAUUAUGUUUUCUUUAUAUUGUUGAAAUACAUUAUUAGAUGGCUUUUCUGUUGUUCGUAUGCCCUAGUUUGGUUCAGACGCUUACUUUAGCAAACUGAACCGUAUGAACAGCAGGAAAUCCUACAGCGACAAAAGAACAGCAGCAGAACAUCACACCAGUGAACUGUUCUAACAGUAUGAAGAAAAUAAAAACAUCAAUAUUGAUUUUAAUUUCAAUCUUACUACAGUUUUAACCAAUUUUAAACUAUGAUGAUUUCAGUUUCAGUUGUAAUUAUGUUAACAGUUGCGUCAAGCAUGCACAGUGCACCAAUUUACAUAACUGCAUAGAAAUGCCUGAUAAUGGUUACACAGUGACUGAAACAUGUACAUAAUGGUACUAUGAAUGGUUAAAUAAAACACCAUUACAGAAUGUCACUAGAAUGUUGCAUAGAGCAGGAUGGAAACACAGUUAUAAAUAUUUAAUAUGAUUCCAGUGUUAAACCCUGAAGGACACAUGAACCCAUUUGUAUUUAUUUCACUGAUUCAGUAAAAUCGUGCCAAAUUUGCGCGCUAAAUAUGGUGGUAUAUGACAGCAUCCUAAAAGAAAUUUAGAAAGAUGAGAACAUUUAUGGUGUUUUUGGACAAUCCCAUGCACUAAGGAAAGUGAUGUGUCUGCAGUAGAGUUUCCACUCGUGCUGGAAACAUCUAUGUGCAUUAACACAUCACAUGGCAUUUGUUGCAACAUUCCAUUUCCCACCACCAGGUUUGUGAUGUUGCUUCUAGAAUACAUAUUGUGAACUGAUGUUGGUACUUCAAUUUUUAACUCAUCUAGAGAAAUGAAAAUAUUGAAUGUGGCAUCAUUCUCAUAGCAGUUUUUCUUCCUCUGUUUUGGUGGCAUGACAGUACUGUGUUGCAGGCUGGCUGGGCCAGCCUGUACUGAACACUUUCCCCACUGUUUUGAGAUAGUGAUGCUCUCUUUGUUAUAAGGAGGAAAACUGGUGAAGGAAUUUUAUGUCUAUUUUUGUGGUCAUGAUGUAGCAUGAAGUGUAAUAUACUGCCAUACGUAUUUGCAGAGGAUUGUGGAACUAGAAUAUGACCAAAAGACUCAGUAUGUACAGUUACAUGGUACAGUUUUUAUUCCCAAAAUCAUUAGUGAUUUCUUAUAUGCAGUUGGCUUUCUUGGAAUCUAACCAUAUUUCAUAUUGUAUUAUUAAAACGAAUUUAUUAGUAGUGAAUGAGCUGCAGAAGGCACAAUACCCAGCCUUCUGAAUGCUGUUAUAUAUAUGAUGAUGGGGUGCAUGAUAUAUAUUAUUUUUACUGAGAAGUAUAUAUUUGUUAUUUGUGUAGUGUUGGUUCAUACUCACUGCUAGAUCUGGGCCCUCCACAGCUCUACAUCCCAUGGCUGAGGUUGUAGCAUUCGUUAUUGGGCAGACAUUUUAACUCAUCACAGAGCACACAUCCCCUGUUCCUUUCAUGUACAAGUUCAUUUUAUCACAUUUCAGUAUCAACAUAACUGCUGCUUGUAUGCAUGUGAAUUUUUAAGAGAGGUGGGAACUUUCUUUGCGUAUAUAUGGAUACACCUACAUUUCAUAAUGCUUUAACUGUAGGGUUCCAAAAUGUUUUAUGUAUAUUUGAUUUGCAAAUAAAGCUAAUGAAUUCACAGUCACAUGUAAGGUGUUUUGUAUUUAUUGUUACAACAUGUUGUUCUGAAAUUUUAAACACUUUUCAUAUUUCAUACAGAACAAAGUUUCGAAGGUAUGUAUUAUGAAUUAGUUAUAGUACAGAAUACCAAUAUCAAUAAAGUUUAAGUGUUGUGAGAAACUAUGUCCACUCAGGAGAAAGGAAGCAGCCUUGGCCAUGGUAUGUACCCUACAAUGCUCCUGAGAUUUAUUUCCACGUUUGAGUUGAAUUAGGAUCUGUAGCUGAUCGAUUCUUCAUCAUGAUGGAUUUCUUGAGGUGCAUUUAUUCCUUUUUUUACUUAGUGAUUACUGCACUGUAGUUGCAGAGUCUAGAUUGACUGUUUUGAAAUGUGAUUUAUUUACAUCUGUUAUCCAGUUUUAAUACAUUUUUAUUGCAAUUUGUUUAAUUGUGUGUUGAACCAACGAUUUUCAGUUCUGUAUGCAUGUACAAAGAUUGUGCUUAUAAUUAUCACUAAUAAAGUGUUCACUUUUUAGCGAGU